GCUUUGUUUGACACUACAAACUCGCACACAGCGAGAAAUAUUGAAUCGGGACACACAAUGCAUAAACAUAUGUUGAGAAAGAACCAGGUCAGGAAUGAAAUCAUUUUAAAAGGACAUCGGUUCUUACAAAAUAACAGCUGGAACUGGAUUUUUGACAUUUUAGAAAUAUUACCUGUAUUUAAAAAGUUUGACUAUAAACCCAGCCUCCCUUAAAUCAAUAGUUCACCCCAACAUUUGUUUUUCUUUUUUAAAUGAUUGACCGCAGGCCUCGAUGAUUUGAGCACACGCCUCAGCGUUUUAGUACAAAACAUUUGACAUUUAUUUCGUGUAAAUUUCACCAGUGCAGAACUUCAAUCAAAGAGGCCAAAGAACAAUCAGUUCCAAAAGAAAAGACAGAACCGCUAAUUGAAAGAACAAGUUGACAAAGAACCCUAUACACAUUAAUAUGUAUAUAAUUAUGGUGGAUUUACAAGCUUUUUUUUUUUUUUUUUUGACAGGGAACACUACAUCAAGCCAAAAAAGUAUCCUUAUUUGUUAUACACCGUGUGAGCAAUUUUUUAGCAAAAAAGAAAAUAUUUUUUUGUUCAAAAUGACUGGAACACGACGUGAGAGUUCAUUCUAAAAUUCUAAAAAUAUUCUGUGAAAAAAGUGUUUGCAAGCCUUUUUGGAAACAUUAUGUCACAGUCUGGGUUUCCACAUCUCUCUCACUGCUCGCGUUGUCUUGACCUGUUAGUGGGUGGAGUAGAUGAGUAGUGCGAACAGGUAAAGGUGUGCGUCAGUGCGUUCUCCUCGCUAUCGGAACCCUCGAAACGUUUUGCAACUCGGCCGUCGUGGACGUAAAACGAAAUACUCGUCCGAACUGUAUAAUGCUGAAGAAAACGCAAGGCUCGGCCGACGUGGACGCGUCGCGCAUUCUUGUGAAGGGACCCGAGUUUUUGAGAAGACAGAUGGAGCGAGAAAGCGAGGCGAAUAGAGGACGCGUCAGCGCGGUGGAGAGGUUGGCAGCCACCAAACCUCAAUAUGUAAAAAGCCAACAAGUGGUCGGUUCCACGCAGGAACCAGCUAUCAGCGACGGGUCUGCUUCCGUGAGCAGCCAAGGGUCUUCAAACGGGCACGGUUCCGUUAAUAACAGCGUUGAUGUUGAGGAUACACGGUCGCCCGAAGAAGAAAUUAAUGUGGUGAGACGGAGCAGCUCGAAGAAACGAGACUCCAUUUUACUAUACAGGCAAAAGUGCGAACUCUUAAGAGAAUCGCCUGGCGGGAGUAGGAGAUUGAUUAAAAAGUCGCUCUUCGCCUUUAAAGAGAAGACAAACGCGUUUUCAGCGGCGCGCGGUGGCGAAUGCGACACACGUAAGGCCGCUCAGGUGACUUUGACCAUCUCUAACGGGCACUCGGGCGAGACGAACGGAAAGCCGAAAGGACCUCUGCACAGGAAAGUCGCCGAAACCCAGGAGCAGGACCGCAGGAGCCGCAAGGGGGUGGCGCGCUCCAGCUCCGACAUCAGCUCGCGCUACUCGAGAAACUUCGCGGACUUCGACGCGUUCUUCAAGUACUGCGGACUCGAGGGCGACGUCGUCGAGUCGCUGGGCAGAGAGAACUUCUCCGCGCGCUCCGAAGACACCGGCUCCAAAAUCCGGAGCAUCAGCGUCUCGACUUCGGAUGACGGGUUCUCGAGGGGCAGCGACGGCCCGCACGAGGAGGAACUGCAGGAGACCGUGCGUCAGGGGUCGUCGGUGGUCGAGCGCAACGCUCGGAUCAUCAAGUGGCUUUACAGCUGCAGAAAUGCGGCGGAGUCGGGGAAGACUCUUCGAGAGCUGGAUUAACUUGGGUCAUGUUAGAAGCCCCGGUUUGCCCAGUAUCACGCAUAAAAUGACCUGGUUAGCCCGAGAUGGCACACGUGCGUCUGCAAGACGUCUGUUACAGAUCGCGUGAUCUGGAAAGCGUCUGUUGUGCACGAACAUCCGUAAGAUGUCAGAUUCAUAUACAUUCUAAAUCAUCAACAUCUUAAAGACAUCUUUUAAACAUCUAUUUGCCAUCCGAUAGACGCCAUAUUGCAGCAAACACAAAUGCAUCUUGCAGAUGUCAAUUGGAUGUGAUCACAUGUGACCUGAUCCCUUGACUCUGUAAACAUUUUAGUAUUUAGCCAAUCAGAGAAGCUCCCUGCCUGACCGAGUUGGCUAACUUGUUCAUUAUGGUCAUAUUCAACCUGCUAAUUCACCAAUUUCUUAUGAGGUUUUAGAAUGGUGAGUUAAAGUUUGUGAGUAAUUCUGUGUUUGAGAUUUUGCCGUACAACAUAAACCACACACAUUUAUACCUCUCACCUGAAAGCAUGCGUAACAAAUUGCUAUUAUAUAAGGACAAAAAACACAUGUCCUCAUGGAAGUUUUAGUCCUUGUUUUACAGCUUGCUGAUCUGUAAUUUAUGUUGACAUUAAUAUUUCUUAAGGGAAUGCUAAGUACAGAUCGUCUUGUACUCAUAAAUCCAAACCCGGCAUUCUAAAAACCCAUAGGAAAUUCCAAAGAGAACACAUGGUUGAAAAAUGGCUAAUUAUCAUGCUGGUUUUAGGACCUCAAAAUGCUGUAUUGGUUUAGCUGUUUUGGUUAAGCCUUUUGUACAUGCCAGUACUUAAAUCCUGGUUAUGUGUGUUACUACCUAUAUAUCACGUUACUUGAUUUUGUAAUAGAAAAGAAUUUCCUUUGCAUUUUAUUUUUGUAUGUUACGUGAAAAACCUCUUGCACACGAAUCUAUGGAUACAGUAUUGUUUACAGAGACAAAUGUUCAUGCCAAGCAGGCCAUCAAGCCUGUCAGCUACGGAAUGCAGAGGGUAGCACCUGGCCCAGAGAUAUGAAAAGAUAUGGCUUAAAACAAGCACUUCUGUCUAUUGUUGCGCAACAGCGGAAACGGUGAACAAUAAGCAUUCACACCCAAAGUGGGUGUAUUUAAUUUGUGUCACUGUCACUUUAGUUCAAAGAUUAGAUGUCUGUUUAUUCCGUUUAACAACUGACUGUUAACAACUGACUGUUAAUAUCUGGCCUGACUCAAUAGGCCUUGCAAAUGUAGAAUGGUAUUUUAAGUAACUUGACAUAGCGUGUACUUUUUGUGUCAAACAACCUUGACACGCUAUGCAAUGAUUUUAUAUAUAUGACUAUAUGUAUCAGUCAAUAAAACAUUUUCUUACUGUUAUUAAGCAGU
Puntigrus tetrazona (Sumatra barb) is the source of this 3192-nucleotide messenger RNA. It is a transcript of the gene fam110c, whose product is annotated as family with sequence similarity 110 member C. The coding region runs from base 867 to 1823 and encodes 318 amino acids. The record is from RefSeq and is a predicted model, not a curated record. The transcript has a single exon. Lineage: Eukaryota; Metazoa; Chordata; Actinopteri; Cypriniformes; Cyprinidae.